UCUGAGGUUCAUUCUGUCCUUGAGCCCACCAGGAACGAAAGAGCGCUCCAUCUGCCCUCCAGAAACCCAGCUAUGACCUCCUUGUCCACAAGCACCUUCAGUCCAGUUGCCUUCUCCCUGGGGCUGCUCCUAGUGAUGGCUACUGCUCUUCCCACACCAGUUCUCCUGGGAGAAGAUUCCCAAGAUGGUGCCAUUCUAAAUAUACCAGAACCCACCUCCACAGAUAAAACUGAAGAUCUCGCUAAGUACAUCCUUGAAGAAAUCAAUGUACUGAAACAAGAGGCAUGUGACAGUAUUUACAAGUGCAGGGUUGCACUGGCAAAAAACAAUCUGAACCUUCCAAAGAUGGCAGAAAAAGAUGGAUGCUUCCAUAAUGGAUUUAAUAAGGAUACUUGCCUGAUGAGAAUCAUCACUGGUCUUUUGGAGUUUCAGGUAUAUAUAGAGUUUCUCAAGAACAAUGUUAAUGAAAAGAGCAGUGCCAGAGCUGUGCAGAUUGGUACCAAAGCCCUGAUGCUGAUGCUGAAGCAAAAGGAAACGUAUCCAAGUAUAGUUCCCACCCCUGACCCAACUUCAAAUGCCAGCUUGAUGGUGAAGAUGCAGUCUCAAGAGGAGUGGCUAAAGAAGGUGACAGUCCGACUCAUCCUGCGCAGCCUGGAGGAUUUCCUGCAGUAUACUGUGAGGGCUUCUCGGCUAAUGUAGUGUGGUCAUCUCAGAUUUUUAUAGACAUGGACAUUCCUUCCUUUGGUCAGAAACCUGUCCAUAGGCCAUAUAACUUAUAUUGUUCUCCAUGAAGAACUAAAAGUAUAAGCGUUAGGACACUAUUUUAAUUAUUUUUAAUUUAUUAUAUUUAAAUAUGUGAAGUCAAGUUAAUUUAUAGAAGUCAUAUUUAUAUUUUUAUAAAGUGCCACUUGAAAUAUUUUAUGGAUUAGUUUUGAGGUAACAAUGUAAAAAAGCUAUAGUUUAAAUAUCUUCUGAUUCAGAGCCAGAUCAUUUCUUGGAAUGUGUAGGCUUACCUCAAACAAAUUGCUAACUUAUACAUAUUUUUAAAAGAAAUAUUUAUAUUGUAUUUAUGUAAUGUUUAAAUUGUUUUUAUACCAAUAAAUCACAUUUUA
Messenger RNA from Tupaia belangeri chinensis (Chinese tree shrew), 1112 nucleotides. It is a transcript of the gene IL6, whose product is annotated as interleukin 6. NCBI's taxonomy places the organism in Eukaryota, Metazoa, Chordata, Mammalia, Scandentia, Tupaiidae. The record is from RefSeq and is a predicted model, not a curated record. Gene Ontology annotation, biological process: positive regulation of receptor signaling pathway via JAK-STAT; immune response; cell differentiation. Gene Ontology annotation, cellular component: interleukin-6 receptor complex; extracellular region. The transcript has 5 exons. Bases 73 to 699 code for a protein of 208 amino acids. Gene Ontology annotation, molecular function: cytokine activity; interleukin-6 receptor binding.